AUGACAACAAUAAAACAAAUAGCACAUCUGGGCUUCGAUCUGGCGCUGAUUUCUAUGAUACUAGCGGGCUUGCGUCGAAAUACGGGACUCGUACUGGCAUAUGAACAAUCAGAUCUGAAAAAUUACUUCAGACGAUAUUUAGACUGGGGCGAUGCUCUGUACAGUAGAUUAGUUCAAGUUGCAGAACGCAGCAAGUAUUUCAGGAAAGAAACACCCCUGGACGGGUUUCUGGAUGGUGUUUUCAAACGAGUCGAGGAAAUUGGCCGGGGUCCAGCCAGGUCGGUUCAUCAGCAUCAGGCCGAUUAUCAACAGAAUCGCUAA
Lachancea sp. 'fantastica' is the source of this 321-nucleotide messenger RNA. The record is from the annotation of a GenBank genome assembly. Lineage: Eukaryota; Fungi; Ascomycota; Saccharomycetes; Saccharomycetales; Saccharomycetaceae.